UUGCAUGGUGCACUCAUGUGAACUUUUGGUAAAACAAUAGAUGUCUGUAUUUCCUUUUCAUUUUUGUAUGUUGAUUAGAUUAUAAUUCAUGUCAUUUAUUACCUUUGUCAGACAACGUUAUGUUACAUUAGCUGUCAUACAAAAAGAAUUCAGCUCGUACCAAUAGGGCCGCAAAACAUUCAUUUACGAUCAAUUAAAAAUACCAAUAAUUCUAUAUUUCACAAGUGUGUUUUUGCGAGGCUCCCUUUAACUGAAAUCCCAAAAAUCUAUGUGUGGCUCCUUCAACGGCAUCAUAUUUUCAAAAAUGUUUCUUCUUGUGUUUGUUUGUUGUUUUCCGCCCCAGAGCCCCGCACAGAUCCGCAAUCGCAACUCAUAAAUGUUUGAUAAGCCUCUAACGACGACGAGGUGAAGAGACCGAAUCAAUCGCAUCGUCAACACAAACACGCCCGCUGAGGCUCCGCCGUGCCUCGUUAGCAACUCCUAAAACAGCAACUUUAGACAAUAUAGACAAAAAUAUAGUGGGACACUUUGAUUGCAUCAAAAGUGAAAAAUUGAUUCCCAAUGUUUGCAAACCACUUCCUGGUUCGGGGGUAGCACCAUUUUAUUCCGAAUAGUUGGAGGAAUUUCUGCUAUACAUUACAUUUGCAUUUUUAAAUGUCUGAUUUGUGCUGGUUGCAUGUGUUGUGCUUGUUGUCUGCGUGAUGCCUUCAAGGACAUGUUUGCACCGGCGAGUGGGCAAUAAAACAGCACACAAGUGGUUCCAGUUAAGAGCUGUUUGCCUUGGAUGUGGCUUAACCCCAAUGAGAGGACAUGAUUUCAUUACUUUGCCUUAAUGUUGUGCCUGCAAUGUUGCUUUCAAAAGCACAGCACACUAUAACACGUAAUCUUUUUUUUUUUUUUUUUAAAUGUACCGGAAUGUUCAAACCCGCUGUGAUUCAUCUAAAAAAAAAAGAAAAAAGAUGAAUUAGUGCAAUUCUUCCAAGAGGUGACAAAUUUCAGAUUUCACCACCAAUUUCAGUUCUAGUACAUUAGCUUGGUAGUACCUAGCUAUCUUUAGUAGCGAGCUAUUUACUUAGCUAGAAACUAGCUAGUUUUAGUAGCUAGCUAUUUGCUAGCACCUCUCUGAUUGAAAGUUUAAUCACCACGAAAGGCUACGAAAGCCUCCGUUUUUUUUUCAUCAUUUUUUAAAAAUGAAUCCACGGCUCAGCCUUACUUCCGAAUACCAUAGCUUAGGUAUUACGUUGACACUAUGCUAGCUACGAACUAUGCUAACUUCAAAUAAAAAUGGCCGACUACCGCCCUGUUUGUUCUUUGUUGAUUCACAUGCACCCUGUCAUGCUGAACAGCCGUGCUGGAUUUCGUAAGAAUAAGACCGGCUGCUAUUAUUUUCUAACACUCCAGGGGGCGUAUUGUGGAAAAAAGUGCGCACGAGAGUCUCUGCGGACAGAAACAUCUGUCUAUAUUUAAUCAAGGCGAAUAAACAAGGAGUUUAAACAAGUCAUUCAUAAUUUAGAUUUGCAUACAUUGCAAGUGCGCCUUUUAAUCUUUGUAUUAAUAUGCGCCAGAGAUAUUGUAUAAAUAUGCAGCUUUAUGCAAAUGGCCGCUUGCUCGUCUUUCUGUUUGUAUUUAAUUUUGCUGCACAGCUGAAGAUCAUCACUCGGCCUACGAUUAAGUGUCGCGUAUGAAUAUUUCUCAAUUAAUAGCAAGCGCAUUAAAAAUGCAUCGGCACAGGGAGCAACAAAAAGGGGAAGGAACGACUUUGCAACUUUCAACUGUCGUGUGUGUUUUUCCAUCUCCUUUCCCUCCUCGACAUCGAGUCAGGCGGCAUACAAAAUGGGGGCCAGAUUCAUGCCGGGUGCGCCACGCCCUCUUGUUUGCCACGCAACAUCCCGCAUGGCGUCCUCCUGCCCGGCGCUUCUAAAUGAACACUUUUUUUGGGCCAAAAAGGAGCGCACUGGCGACACGCUUUGGCAAAGCAAGAACUCGCUUUAUAGUCAAGCUGGCAAAGGGUGUAACCUAGGAACCCAUCAUUUCCUAUUUUAUUGAAUGCAGCGUAAGCGUAGUAGGAAGUAUAGUGGCGGGUAAUUGUCUUGUUUGGUUGUUAUGUACUUUGAUUUGACUAUACAGAUACAGAUGUGACAUCAGUUAGCACCCGUGUUUUUAAUUUCCUAUUUAAUUGAAAGCAACGUCUGCGUCGUGGAAGCAACAAUGGUUUUUGUUGUUGUUUUGUUUGAGCAUUGAACUAUAUAAUCAAGUAGGAUAUUUACUAUUUUCAUGAAGAAGGUCAACUUGCGAAUAGCGAAAAAUCGGUGGAUAACUGACGGGGCCUAUAAAUGCUUUUUUUUUUAUUUAUACCGCAACAAUUAUUGAAAAACAAUGGAAUAAAGUAAGAUGCCAAUUUUAAUGAAAGAUGCCAUAAAACAAAAUAGUGGGGAUUUACUCCAUUUCAUGAAUGCAGCAUAAGCUGGCGGCCUGGCCGGAGCCCUCAAUAUUUGAUGGCGUGAACACGCCCCUGGUAGUCAUGAAUUAUGCUCGAGGACGAGAUGGUGAUGUCUCUUUAAGAAGUUCUGUAGAAACAAUCUCGCUCACACACACACACACACACACACACGAGUCAUCGGAUCUGCCAAUCACCCCGGCGGCUCCCUUUGAUGUCGGGGGUCCUCGUCUUGUCCUGCUCACUCUUGCAGGAGAACAUCAGUCCUCCAGGCGGCCGCGGGACGCCACGGAACAACUUUCCCUCUUAUUUUUCCGGACUCUUUAACGCCGCAGAUUUGACGUCUCUUUUCCGACUUUUUCUUGGUUUUGACUUUAUUGGACGCACUUCGAAAAGUGUCCCCGGACGUCGACAUGCCUCAGCAUGGGGGGGACGACCUGGGAGCCACCGACGAGAUGAUCGCCUUCAAAGACGAAGGUGAGCAGGAGGAGAAGGUCCACCAGGAGUGCGCCUUCACCGAACAAGACCUGGCAGACCUUAAGUCGUCGCUAGUCAACGAGUCCGAGAUCCACCAGCACAGCCCGGGCGGCGGCCCCGGUGGCGGCAACGGCGCCUCCUCGGCGGUGAGACGGGGGCAGCCGGCCGAACAGCAGAGGGGCUUCCCGGACAAACACAGGGAGCAGCUCGACGCCGCGUCCAAGCAGCAAGAUGGCGGUGUGUACAAGACGUCCGGGUACCCCGGGUACCCCUUCCUUAUGCUGCCCGACCCCUACCUACCUAAUGGCUCCGUGUCGCCAACGACCAACAAGGUGUCUGUGGUGCAGCAGUCCCACGCCAUGCACCCGCUCACGUCGCUGCUGCCCUACGGCAACGAGCACUUCGGUAGCAGCCCGCCGCACAUGCCGACCGACAUGAGUCAGAAGACGGGCGUUCACAGGCACCAAGCCCAGGACCUUUCAGGAUACUACCCUCUCCCUUCAGGCGGUGUCGGACAGAUCACGCCCUCCAUGGGCUGGCAGAAGCAGACGGCGUACCCCGCCGCUCUGUCAUCGUGCGGCUUCCGACAGUCCUUCCCUUCCAACCUUCCCACCGCCUCGUCCUACUCCAGGUACUGCAGCAGGUUCUCUCACUCGUUGAUGCUAGGCCCAUCAGGCAUGCACCCCACGGGAAUCCCGCACCCCGCCAUCGUGCCCCCUUCAGGCAAGCAGGAGCACGACCAUUACGACAGAGGCAUGUACGCGAAGCCGCACGUGGAGGCUAAGCGGGAGAAGGAACCCAAGAAGCCCGUCAUCAAGAAGCCGCUCAACGCCUUCAUGCUCUACAUGAAGGAAAUGAGGGCCAAAGUCAUUGCGGAGUGCACGCUCAAGGAGAGCGCCGCCAUCAACCAGAUACUCGGACGAAGGUGGCACGCGCUGACACGUGAGGAGCAGGCCAAGUACUACGAGCUGGCACGCAAGGAGAGACAACUUCACAUGCAGCUGUACCCCACCUGGUCUGCACGCGACAAUUACGAGGCGGCAGGUGAAAAGAGUAAAGCCGAUUGGGGAAAGAAAAAGAGGAGAAAAAGGGAGAAGCAGCAAGAUUCCAACACAGAUAACUGUCUGUGACUGUCCUUAGGAGGAAGAAAAAGUGCGUUCGCUACAUUCAAGGAGGAGGCUACGCGAGCCCAACUUGUUCACAUUUAAGUGCCGUAGACUCCACGCCGCCGCCCUCUCCCGCCACCCUCCCCCGCGGACCCCCCUUGCAACAACAACUACAUCAGCGCCCCUCUCGCCCCCCUUCUGCCACGGCCCUGGGCAAACGCAAGUUGUUGGCCACGUGACUCGCGUCGCUUGCUUUUCUGGGUGACUGAUAAAAAAAAAUCAAAAAAAAUCCGUACAGUAGGGAGUUGUCCUGUAGAAAAAAAACAAUACAUAAAAGGCCACACAAAUCGCAAGCCUAGUAGCACAAUUGCCAAAGUUGUUUUUCAGUCUUUUCAGAAAACGAGAAAACCCAUUCAGAAAAAUAGUAAACAAAUGAGUUCUGUUGCCUUUUGUUAACUUUAGCGGAUUAAAAGAGCUCAAUGACUGACAAUCUAAAAAUAAUUGCAAGCACAUUUGCAAGCCUUUUGUAUCGUGACAAUGAGUUGAAAAUAACUCGGGCGAAUAAUGCGAUUAGGCCAAUGAAAUAUUGUUUCAAAACAUUUUUUUUUACACUGCUAUUUUUGGGACACAGACAGAAAACUGAUUUUAUUUAACGCAUAGAUGUAAAACAGUUUCGUUGUUCCCAGGUAAUAAUGAUCAUAUAAAAUAUAAUCAGCAAACUUUCUCUUCCAUUUUUAUGUCUUGCUUCUGGUGAAAUUAAACAUUUUUUCACCAAAUAUCUAUUCAUAAAAUACACACAAACUCACAAAACGUUUUUUUUUUUGUAUUUGAAAAUAUCUGUUGUAUAAUUAAUGAUAAAUUAACUAAAUGUAUUUAUUUUGUGUUUCAAAUGAAAGGCAAAUUUCACAUUUUUUGUAUGUGCUAGUAUUCCAGUAUGUUUAGUUUAUCCAUUUGGAUGAAAAGAGCAUGCCCCUUUUUCAAACUUUUAAAAUCAAUGUGUGGGAUUAUGGCGCCCCCUAGUGUUUUGGUAUGCAUUUUACAACGUUUUGUCGCAGAGGCGGAUUGGCUGGUAGCCACAUGAGGAACAAAUGUUUUUAAAAGAAAUAGUGUCUAUGUGGACUUUUGUAGGCAUUCAGCUAUUCUUCCAUCUGAUUGCAUGUGAUCAAAUCUUUCAACUAUUUUAGGCACUUCACUCACUUUCAUAUUUUGCCUCUUUUAUCAUUUCUAAGGUCAGAAUGUUUUCUGGUGGCCAAACCUGAGAGGGAUUAUUUUUUCAAAUGCCUUUUUUUUCCCCUUUUUGUUUUGACUGAACAUUUUGUAAACGACCUCUUAAACCGACCAAGUGGGUAUUAUUAUAUUACAUGUUUUUUUUUUUUUAAAAAAAGUGUCGGAAAGUCCAUGUAGUUAAGUAAAAAAAAAACAAAAACUUUUUUAGUCAUGUCCGUACCAUAAGGCAAUAUUUUUAAGUGUUUUUGUUAUUGGUGCAUUCACAUGGCAAGUUCACUUCCCCGAUGUUGCUUUGAAAUGUCACACCAACAGACCCAAACGGUCUUUUUUUUAAAAAAAAAAAAACAUUUUAUCAAUUCUUGUUCUAUUGACGUAUUAAAAUUUGUUAUGUAUA
Molecule: messenger RNA, 5641 nt
Organism: Syngnathus typhle (broad-nosed pipefish)
Lineage: Eukaryota; Metazoa; Chordata; Actinopteri; Syngnathiformes; Syngnathidae
Gene: tcf7
Product: transcription factor 7
Exons: 12
Coding region: 2851-4044 (397 amino acids)
Biological process (GO): canonical Wnt signaling pathway; regulation of transcription by RNA polymerase II
Cellular component (GO): beta-catenin-TCF complex
Molecular function (GO): RNA polymerase II cis-regulatory region sequence-specific DNA binding; DNA-binding transcription factor activity, RNA polymerase II-specific
Source: RefSeq, a predicted model, not a curated record